UGGAUUUAAUUCUGACAGCAGAGCUGUAAGGGACGAGCGGGAACGAAAGCCUUUUGUCAAGGAGUGGCAGCCUCUGUUGUCUGUGAUUACCACUGACGCGGAGAAGCUGCGCUGCUGGUGGAAUUCCAGGCAGCUCUGGCCAGUGCGCGGCCGCAGGAUGGGUAGAAAACAGUGCUCUGCAGAUUAGCUGGGUGCAUUUAUCAAGCAGCUCUCCCAAAGAAAGCCAGCCAACAAAACAAGCCCCCAACCACCCGCAGCCGAAGACCAGAGAUGGAGAAGAUGCCUUGCAGGAGUUUCUACCCGGAUGUUUGAGGUCCUAUAGAUGUCAUCGAGCUGGGCAGUGGAGCAGAGUGUGCAGGCUGAGUGCUGAGAAGAGGCAGCCUGGGGCAAGGCUGCUCUUGCCUCCUGGGAUCCAGGAGUGGACUGCAAACCCGCAAGGACGAUGAGUGAAGAGGCCGUCCCCGAGGCCGCCUCCCCGCCGCCCGCGCAGGGGCAGCAGUACUUCGACCGCUUCUCUGAGGACGACCCCGAGUACCUGCGCCUUCGCAACCGCGCGGCCGACCUGCGGCAGGACUUCAAUCUGAUGGAGCAGAAGAAGCGCGUCACCAUGAUCCUGCAGAGCCCGUCUUUCAGGGAGGAGCUGGAAGGCCUCAUCCAGGAGCAGAUGAAGAAGGGGAACAACUCCUCCAACAUCUGGGCCCUGCGGCAGAUCGCGGACUUCAUGGCCAGCACCUCCCACGCAGUCUUCCCAACAUCUUCCAUGAACUUCUCUAUGAUGACGCCCAUCAAUGACCUCCACACAGCCGACUCCUUGAACCUGGCCAAGGGGGAGCGGCUCAUGCGGUGCAAGAUCAGCAGUGUCUACCGCCUCCUGGACCUGUAUGGCUGGGCCCAGCUGAGUGACACCUACGUGACGCUGAGAGUCAGCAAGGAGCAGGACCACUUCCUGAUCAGCCCUAAGGGAGUCUCUUGCAGCGAAGUCACAGCCUCCAGCCUGAUCAAAGUGAACAUCCUGGGAGAGGUGGUGGAGAAGGGCAGUAGCUGCUUCCCUGUGGACACCACGGGCUUCUGCCUGCACUCGGCCAUCUAUGCUGCCAGACCCGACGUGCGUUGCAUCAUCCACCUGCACACUCCAGCCACGGCCGCGGUGUCAGCCAUGAAGUGGGGCCUCCUGCCUGUGUCCCAUGAUGCCCUUCUGGUGGGGGACAUGGCAUAUUAUGACUUCAAUGGUGAGAUGGAGCAGGAAGCUGAUCGGAUCAACCUGCAGAAGUGCCUUGGACCCACCUGCAAGAUCCUGGUGCUAAGAAACCAUGGAGUGGUUGCUCUGGGUGAUACUGUGGAGGAGGCAUUUUAUAAGAUCUUCCACCUACAGGCUGCGUGUGAGAUACAGGUGUCUGCUCUGUCCAGUGCGGGGGGUGUGGAGAACCUCAUUCUGCUGGAGCAGGAGAAGCACCGGCCUCAUGAGGUGGGAUCUGUGCAGUGGGCAGGAAGCACCUUUGGGCCCAUGCAGAAGAGUCGGCUGGGGGAGCAUGAGUUCGAGGCCCUCAUGAGGAUGCUGGACAAUCUGGGUUACAGAACAGGCUACACCUACCGCUAUCCCUUCGUUCAAGAGAAAACCAAACACAAAAGUGAGGUGGAGAUUCCAGCCACGGUCACUGCCUUCGUGUUUGAGGAGGACGGCGCCCCAGUGCCUGCUCUGCGGCAGCAUGCCCAGAAGCAGCAGAAGGAGAAGACCCGCUGGCUCAACACGCCCAACACCUACCUGCGGGUCAACGUGGCUGACGAGGUCCAGAGGAGCAUGGGCAGCCCUCGGCCCAAGACCACAUGGAUGAAGGCUGACGAGGUGGAGAAAUCCAGCAGUGGCAUGCCCAUACGGAUCGAAAACCCAAACCAAUUUGUGCCUCUCUAUACUGACCCCCAAGAAGUGCUGGACAUGCGCAACAAGAUUCGAGAACAAAACCGACAGGAUGUGAAGUCGGCAGGGCCCCAGUCCCAGCUGCUGGCCAGCGUCAUCGCAGAGAAGAGCCGAAGCCCGUCCACAGACAGCCAGCUGAUGUCCCAGGGCCAGGCGGAUGCCAAAGAUGAAUCCGAGGAGACGGCGCCCAACCCCUUCAGCCAACUCACGGACCAGGAGCUGGAGGAGUACAAGAAGGAGGUGGAGAGGAAGAAGCUAGAACUGGAGGGAGAGAAGGAGCCUGCCCCAGAGGAACCCGGCUCCCCGGUGAAGUCUGCACCUGCUUCUCCAGCUCAGAGCCCGGCCAAGUCCGAGCCGAAGAGCCCUGCGGGCUCUCCCGCCAAAUCUGUGGACGAAGAGCCUAAACUGACGGAAACAAGCAAAGCCACCACAGAACCAGAAGUGACGCAGCCGGAAGGAGUGGUGGUCAACGGGAGAGAGGACGAGCAGACGGUGGAGGACACCCUCAGCAAAGGCCUCAGCCAGAUGACCACCAAUGCUGACACGGAUGUCGAUACCUCCAAGGACAAAACCGAGUCUGUCACCAGCGGCCCCAUGUCCCCAGAGGGCUCGCCUUCCAAGUCUCCCUCAAAGAAGAAGAAGAAAUUCCGCACCCCAUCCUUCCUGAAGAAGAGCAAAAAGAAGGAGAAAGUGGAGUCCUGAUCCGCAGUCCCCUGGGGCUCCCAUUUGUGUCUCCCCUACCCCUGCCCCGCCUUCUCCCAUCUCUGACCCUGGAGGCGUGGGGCCGAGGAGGGGUCGAAUAGGCCCUGGAUCACACUCCGAUGGGGAACUUAGAGAUUGUCCCCCCCAGCCCCUCAUUGUCCCUCUGCCCCACAGAAACCAGGUGACUUUCCCAAGGUCACUCAGCUAGUUCAAGGCAGAGCUCGCACUAGAAUUCACGUCUUCUGGCUCGAGGUCCUGUGCUCCUUCCAGACACAACACUGCCUAGUCGUGGGCCACCCUCACAAGGAUGCUGCCCCUGAUCUGAGCCCAGGGCAAGGGGCCAAAGCCGGCCGCUAGCUCUCACCAACCAGGCCCCAUUCACACAGGCUGAGGCUUCCCAGAGCAAGGUCCUUGUCCUUGUGGGAACCCAGUCUCUUGCUGAUGGAGCUAUCACUAUAUUUAGAAAUCUCUCUUCUCUUUCCUGUAAGGUAAUGGCCCUGCUGCUCACAGUACCCAGACAAAUGGACCUCUCCCCUCCUCCAGAAGUUAAUCCCUGUUCCCAAGGGCUGAUGGCUUAGCUUGUGCUUCCCCAACCACUAACCCUGAGCUUUCUUCAUGGAACCUCUGGAAUGAUGGCCAGAACAGUUGUAAGAGUGGGCAGGCAUGAGGGCAGCCAGGUCAACCACAAAGCAGGGGAUGGUUUGAUCAAUAUAAGAAGCCAGGGACUUAACACAUUUGAAUUGUGCAUCUCAGGCGCUUGAAAACUAAAACCAAAUUUAGCUUAGAAAAAAACUCGUCUCAUGCUCAGGGCUGAAAUUUGGGGAAAUUUUGAUCUUCUGUUAGCUUUGGGUUGUACAAGGAGGAUCAGGACAGUGUGGAUAUGUGACGCCUUUCCAGCAUUCCUGACACUUGAGCAACACUGCUUGUCUGGUUUGCCUCCAGUCCAGUAUUAGGGGUCCCCUGACUUUCCCUCAAACCUAGAAACCCUGGCUCAUAGCCUGGAACUGGCAUCUUACCCUUGGCCCCUUGACCUUGGCUCCUCUGGGUUAUGGGUCCAGCAGAGGAGAAUGAGGUGAGCUCUUCAGUAUUAAUCCUCUUGGAUCAGCUUUCAGAGAAAGGCUUGGGUGUCCCUGGCCUUGUCACUGUCUGUCCAUCCAUCCUAGGGCCUGUAAGAGCCACAGCUGUUUUUGAAAUGCCAUCACUAUCUUUCAUACCUUUUGGUGGGACAUUGAUCUAUGAGCAUUGUUGGCUCCUAAAAAAUAGACAAUCCAUUCUCUUUUAAGCACAGUGUCUUCAAAGAAUAUUUUCCCUUUCUGUCCUGAAUAUUGUCAAAGUAUUUUUGAAAGUUCUUAAUCAUAGUUUUCCGCUUUUGAGCACUUACUACACACACACACUCACACACAUACACACACACUAUGCGGGCUUCACAUACACUAUAUCCUUUAACUCUUGAGACAGUACUGUGAUGUGGGUCAGAUUAUUCCCAUUUUAUGGGUAUGAAAACUGAGACCCCCAAAAGAUAAUUGACUUGUAUCAGUGACUUGGCUAGAAAGAUCCAGAGCCUGGAUUGAAUCCAGGUCUGUCAGAGUCAGCGCCUUUGCACUUAGCAGCUGUGAUAAUCAGAAAACUUUAAUUUCCAAGAGUGGUUGUUUUAGUCCAGGACUGUUUCGUUUCUGCAACUGGUUCUCCACUGCAUAAGUGAAGGUGGGAGACCACCCACCUUUCCCCCAUCAGUGCAAAGUAAGCUCCUGGUGACUGUCGGCUGUGGCUGGGCCAGUGUGGACUUCUGACAAAGGAGAGGCCAGAGCCUUCUGGUUGGGGCCAGGAGUACCAUCCAUAGUUGGUAAGGAUGAGGCAAAGAAACGAAACUGACACAUUACUAAAGAAAGCCCAAUACUGAGUGUCCCUAGAGCAGAUUCCUAACUGCUACCCAGACUCCUCUGUUUUACUUCUGAGUCAAAUCUUGUGAUGGACGACCCAGGUCAGAAACAUCUGUGAUGUGGGAAAUGCCUUUCAAAGCCAAUCCUUUGAUGCCUUCUUUUAAAGAAAACUAUUUCACAUCCAUCCAUUCAUCCUGAUAUUUGUUAAGGAUCCACUCAGCGGCAGGCACUAUGCUGACAUUAAAAGAAAAUAAUCGUUGUGACUAGAAUAGUCAGUGGCAGGUGGUGUUAAGAGCAAGGUAGGAUGGACACAGCCACUGGUGCAGCUUUCUGUGUUUGAGUGACUGUGGCUCAGAAAUAAUCUCGACUGACUCUUUGCUUUCAACAAAUUCUCUCUAUUCUCUUUACAACAGGGAGGCCUCAUUUAGAUGAAUGUGCCUUGCAGGAGUUUAUGCCAUGGGGCCACCUCGUAUCCAUCCAUCUGUUCCUUCUUCAUGUGUUCAAAAACCAUGCAUGAGCUUGGGUCAUGGGCCAGGCCUGAGGACUGUCUCUGCCCAGAGGAGGUCUCCGAGUCUAGGAGGAAUGUUACGGAAUAGGCAAGGGUGUGGAGGUGGCAUAAGGAGGCAUCAAUUUACUAUCUUCCAGGCCAGAGAAACCUUCCUGCAAGGAGUGAUGCUUGAGUUAGGUUUUCAGAACAAAGAGAAAUUUUCCAGGAGGACAAGAGGAUGAGCAGGACAUUGGUGAUAGUUGAAGUGCAUGUGCAAAGGCCUGGAAGUUUGGAAUGCCAGGUGCGUCCAUGGAGUGAUUCAUUGUUGCUGGGACAGACAGUGUGAGGUGGGUGGUGGGCUUCAGUUCAUGGGUGAGCAGGGUGGAUUGUAAAGAAACUGGUAGAAGGUGUGGGGGAGCUAGACUUCCUCAUGUAUAGUGUCUGGCGCCGCUGAGGGCUGUGGUCAGGGUAGAUCAAGAGCAGGUUGCAUUUUAGAAAAAUUCCUUUGGUGGCUGAGUGGAGAAUGGAGUGGAGGGCGGGGGGGACAGUGCUGGAGGAUUGGGAGGGCUCCAUGAGGAGGCCUUUCUGAAACAGGUGUGGUGAGCUGCCUUACACUGCCUUUAUCUUUAUAGCAAAUAGUGAGCUUGUAGUGCAGAAUUCAUUCCCAUGAAAUUCUCUGGAGAAGGCAUCUGAUGAGAACUUUACAGUGAGGAGAAGGGAUAGUCAAAGAGCUAAUGCUCAGUGCAGUUUUGGGUUCUGUUUCGUCUCGGGCUAGAGUUGCUAGGAGAGCCGUCGCGUCCCCCAGUCCUUUUCUCCUCCCCUCACGAGUGUAGGAAAUGCCUGGUGGGGCUCAGAGGCCGUGCUCUGAGUGCUACAGAAGCAGGCGUGGGGUCCAAACAAGACCACAGGCUCUUAGGAUGAGAAGAAGGGACAUGUUCUUUGGCUCUGAAUAAAAGUUUGGCUGAAUACUUUGA
This is a messenger RNA of Dama dama (fallow deer), 5958 nucleotides long. It is a transcript of the gene ADD2, whose product is annotated as adducin 2. Gene Ontology annotation, cellular component: cytoskeleton; postsynaptic density; plasma membrane. Gene Ontology annotation, biological process: barbed-end actin filament capping. Bases 443 to 2617 code for a protein of 724 amino acids. The record is from RefSeq and is a predicted model, not a curated record. Gene Ontology annotation, molecular function: actin filament binding. The transcript is spliced from 16 exons. NCBI's taxonomy places the organism in Eukaryota, Metazoa, Chordata, Mammalia, Artiodactyla, Cervidae.